UCUCUCGAUCUCUUCUGCAGCCCUCGUUCCCUUCCUCCCCUUCCCUCGCGCCGCCGCUCUCCUCCCUCGUCGCUCUCUCCGGCCUCAUCCGCCACCGCUCCUAUGAGCCUCCUCCUCCCCACGAGAUCCCUUCUGCUCGAGUCGCCGAGGAGCACCUUCCCCUCCCCGUCCCCAAAGGCAGCUCCGCACUCAACCCUAACCCUAGACCGCGCGCCCGCCCACCCCCGCUGCCUCGAGGCUUGAGCCCGCCCGCGCUGAUGGAGCCCAAGCAGCCGGCGGCCAACCUCGCCGCCGCCGCCGCCGAGCCGGAGGAGGACGAGGCGGACGAGGAGAUGGAGGACGCGCUGCUGGACCGCGCGCAGGCCCUCAUCUCCCGCGCCGUCGAGCAGGAGGCCAACCCCAACCCGCCGCACGGCGACUCCUCGCGCUCCAGCCGCCGCGUCCCUCAACGUCAGGGCAACAUGACCAUCGCAGCCAAGGCUGGAGUCACGUUGGAAAUCCCAAACGGGGCUGUGCUCGAGAACAAGAGGCUCACAGUUAAACAAGAAGGCCAGGCUCCAGCCAGUGAUGUUGAGGCUGCCUAUACAACACAGACCCAUGCCACUUACAAUCACGGAGCAAUGGGAAAUGAUGAGUUCCUGCUUCUUUUUAUGCCGGUUCAGGAGUGUAGGAAGUGGUUCCUCGCCGGUUGGACGUCGUUCAACCGCAGCUCUGGCACCCACUGAGUACUGCCUCGGCUACAACCUCCCUCGG
Triticum aestivum (bread wheat) is the source of this 753-nucleotide messenger RNA. RefSeq lists its product as uncharacterized. The record is from RefSeq and is a predicted model, not a curated record. The transcript has 4 exons. NCBI's taxonomy places the organism in Eukaryota, Viridiplantae, Streptophyta, Magnoliopsida, Poales, Poaceae. Bases 258 to 725 code for a protein of 155 amino acids.